UGUCCACAGAGCACAUUGAUCCUCUCCACGUGAUGUCACAUUCAUGAACAAUUGGGCCAGCGAGAGAGAGAGUGGGUAAAACAAGAGAGAGGGACAUGUAUAUGUUUUUUUGUGAAGGCUGGAUUCUAUCAUAGAGGUCGGGAUUGUUAGAAGAACCUGUGAUUUGCUUGGUGUUGCAUGACUCCACAGUUCAACAUGGCUAGUUCAAAACUCAAAUUGUUACUUCUCAUCCACCUCUUACUGUCUGAAGUAGUAUUUGGCAGAGCUCCACUCCCUCAAAGCAACCUGAGGCCCUCAGUCACUUCAAAAAAGUCUCAAACAGAGCAAGUAGAAUCACAAGUGGUUGAAGAUGGUCUUCCUGCCGCCCAUCAGUUGGUCUUAAACCUCUCAGCCUCAUUACAAGGUCAGCUGGAUCUCCAAAGCAAUGCAAGCUGUGUAGAGCUCGCUAAUGGAGGCUGGAGAGGAAAUGGUUUCUCUCAGGAGAUAUUGGGGUUGGCAAUGGUGCCUGUGCUGGUGUCAGCAGGAUGUUUGUCUGAAGCCCAGGCUUUGGUAAUGCAACUCUACGCAGUGUUGGGCCAAAAUGAUACAUGUGAAUUUUUGCAGGACAUACUAGUGCUGAUAAAAAGAGGCAAAGAGAGGGAAUCAGCACAUUUUAAUCAUCACACCUUUACCGAUGGUUUCCAAUCCCAUUCAUCUCCUCUUUUAUUCAACUCUGAGUCACAGCGCCACCUGCAGGCUCUUAUAUUUAACAUCCAUCAGCUAGCUGAAGUGGGUGAGAGUGUUGAUGGUUAUAAGGGUAAAGUUGGAACUAAGGGGCAAUGCAAAGGAUGGGUGAGGGUGAAAGGCACUCGGUUACUGGGACAGGCCACAGAACAGAGCAGGCCAUUGCGUAUUGGGGAAGCACAGCAGGCUUGUCAAAGCUUGGGAAUCCAAUGUGCAGGUGUGACCCAAGAUGGCGAUUCUGGAUAUUAUUGUGUUAUCUUGAGGCGUGGAAGCAGAGUAGUGCCUUCAUCUAACUCUGAGAGCUGGAUUCAGAAUUGCAAGGUGGGGUCUGUACGUUGGCGCAGAAACGGGGACCCUCAGCUUCACUGUGUCAAUGAAAAAGAGGAGCGAGUGUAUACGGUUGUGGAGUGGAUUCCUGCAGUUUCCACGCUGUAUAAUCUGGGAACAGCCGUUUACUAUGCUUCGCUUAACUGCUAUGAUACUGCAAAAGAGAGAGCCAUCUUCAGCACUGUGGAUCUGGGCACAGAUGCCCUCAUGGCUGUAACGGGUGGAACCGCAGGGGUAGCUGGUUAUGCAUUGGGGGCUGGAUUAAAAACGGGCGUGAAGGCAGGGAUCAAAUAUCUGCUGAACAACAUGAAAGAGGAUUCCGACCUGCUAAUGAACCAGAACAGCUUGGAGGAUGGAAUUAUCACUGUCCAAUAAAAAACAAUGAGGAGAUUCAAGAACAGAAAGCAUUGCUCUGGGGACUCAAGGAUUUUUCCACCAGCAGUAAAUGAUGUUUAAGAAGCUAUGUUUUGUAUAUGUUCAGUCAUAUAGUUUGUUACAGUUACAGUUCACAAUAUCAGUCCCAUAAACAGAUAAUAUUAAAAGUUAAUUCUCUUAAUUUCUACUGAAACAGUAUUUAAAUGCUGUUUUAAUUGGGUUUUCAUAUGUCCUAAAUGUCAUUUCCACUUUGAUUGUAAUAUUACUAAUAAUCAAAAGGUAUGUAAUGAUAUCAGCAUGGAAGUAACAUCAUUUUUGGUGGGUAAAAAAACCAAACAAAAAAACAAUAGGACUUAAAUGAACUUAUUGUAGCAAUGGAUUUUUCUCAAUUUAAAGCAUUCCAUUCUGUUAGAUAAAGUUGAAAUCUGUAUGAUAUUUCAAUAUUUUAUAUAAUUUAUACUAUGAUAUGAUGUUCACCACAUGUGUUUUUGCACAUGUGAAAUUUAUGUGCUUUUUCUGUAAGGGAUAUUAUUAAUUUUUAAAAAAAGACAUCCCUUUGAUGCAUCAUGUUCAUUUUCUUGUCAAUAGUGCCUGAGCUUGACCAGAGCAUAUUUCUUGAAGUCCGGUAUGCCUAUUCAUAAAAAUACUUCUUUAAUUUAGUUAGACCUCAAAAGGUUCUGCAUAACAGAAAUGUUGAGACUACAUUUAUAUCAUUUCUCCAGCGUCAGCUGAGACUUUUGACUCAAGUCAAACAGCAUGGGUAAUAUUUAACUGCUAUUAUAAGCCAGUUAUUUAAAUCAAUAACAUCAGUGGGAAGAGCAGAACACUAGGUAAUAGAAUACAAGAUAAGAAUAAACAGAGCAUUAAGUCAUAGUAAUUUGUAACUGUCAUGUUGCCUAAUUGAUGUAUAGGUCAGCAGUUACAAGUAUAAUCAGUUAGAAAUGUGUCUACCUGUAGCCUAUUUCAGUUGAUAAAUUCCUUGUUUUUUUAUAUAAAUGUAUAAUCGUGUUUUAUAUAAGCUAUGCAUAGUGUAAAAUGAAUAAAUGUAGAAUAAACGUAUUACAUCUCUCCCA
Molecule: messenger RNA, 2498 nt
Organism: Megalobrama amblycephala (Wuchang bream)
Lineage: Eukaryota; Metazoa; Chordata; Actinopteri; Cypriniformes; Xenocyprididae
Gene: apof
Product: apolipoprotein F
Exons: 2
Coding region: 178-1425 (415 amino acids)
Biological process (GO): cholesterol metabolic process
Source: RefSeq, a predicted model, not a curated record